Messenger RNA from Phyllostomus discolor (pale spear-nosed bat), 1154 nucleotides. RefSeq names its product NFKB inhibitor interacting Ras like 2 (gene NKIRAS2). The coding region runs from base 144 to 719 and encodes 191 amino acids. Gene Ontology annotation, biological process: canonical NF-kappaB signal transduction. The record is from RefSeq and is a predicted model, not a curated record. Gene Ontology annotation, molecular function: GTPase activity; GTP binding. NCBI's taxonomy places the organism in Eukaryota, Metazoa, Chordata, Mammalia, Chiroptera, Phyllostomidae. The transcript is spliced from 4 exons.
CGGGGAGGGGGGCGUGGCGGGACGGAGCCGGGUCGACCCGGAAGAACGGAGUCGUGCGGCUGUGCUGCCCCUCCCCUGGUCCCCGUGCGCCUUGGGGUCCCGUCCCGGGUGCUGCCAGGGCCCUGGGAGGCUGAAGGCUGAGCAUGGGGAAGAGUUGCAAGGUGGUCGUGUGCGGCCAGGCAUCCGUGGGCAAAACGUCAAUCCUGGAGCAGCUUCUGUACGGGAACCAUGUCGUGGGUUCUGAGAUGAUCGAGACGCAGGAGGACAUCUACGUGGGCUCCAUCGAGACCGACCGGGGCGUGCGGGAGCAGGUGCGCUUCUACGACACCCGGGGGCUCCGAGACGGGGCGGAGCUGCCCCGCCACUGCUUCUCCUGCACCGACGGCUACGUCCUGGUCUACAGCACAGACAGCCGGGAGUCCUUCCAGCGCGUGGAGCUGCUCAAGAAGGAGAUCGACAAAUCCAAGGACAAGAAGGAGGUCACCAUCGUGGUCCUGGGCAACAAGUGUGACCUGCAGGAGCAGCGGCGUGUGGACCCAGACGUGGCUCAGCACUGGGCCAAGUCGGAGAAGGUGAAGCUGUGGGAGGUCUCCGUGGCCGACCGCCGCUCCCUGCUGGAGCCCUUCAUCUACCUGGCCAGCAAGAUGACCCAGCCGCAGAGCAAGUCCGCCUUCCCCCUCAGCCGCAAGAACAAGGGCAGCGGCUCCCUGGAUGGCUGAAGAGCUGCCGUCCCUUCUUCACCGUCCCAGCCCCAGCCCCAGCCCAGCUCCUGGGGCUUUGGAAGACGGGGUGGGGGGAAAGGGGAACGCCCCGCCAGCGCGGGCAGCCGGGGCCGUUCCAGGCCCUGGCCACUUUGGCUCCCUCCCAACUCCGGGAAAUGCAGAUCACCUAGGUGAGUGCCCCGCAACCUCUUCCUCCACCCCAGCUUUCAUCACAUCUGCCCCUCUCUGACCGAGGGCAGUUGUGGGUCAGUGCCCCUCCCACCUGUCCUGGUUGGGAAGCAGAGCUGCCAUGCACAAGUGCCCAGUCUGGGGGAUGUUUCUGAUCACGGGUUCCACGCCUCUAGGCUUCUGCCACACGCGCACACACACACACACACACACACACGGCACCAGCCCGGACUCCAGGGAGAGGGCACCCAGGUAUCGUGUGGG